Messenger RNA from Stylophora pistillata, 4751 nucleotides. RefSeq lists its product as uncharacterized. Lineage: Eukaryota; Metazoa; Cnidaria; Anthozoa; Scleractinia; Pocilloporidae. The record is from RefSeq and is a predicted model, not a curated record.
CACUUUCCGUCAUUUUGUUGUGAACUACCGAACAGAAAUCUUUGACAAACACAAGAAUCCAUUAGAAAGAGCUUUAAUAUCGGACUUCAUUAAUAAACUUGGCUGUCACUACUCGCUAACAACUUGGCAAAGGAAGUACUAUAGGGUUCCUGCAGUUAUUCGCAUGAACAAGAUUCAGCUGAACUUCAAUAAAUUCUUUUUGAUUUCGAGAUGGGUCUCUAUACUUACUUUUUGCUGUUUCUUCAGUUUUGGGUCAGAGGAACGCAAUCAGAUACAAUCAGCCCCAUCACGCAUCAAUGGUCUUUCAACGAUCCCUAUCCUUAUAAGGACCACGUGUCGGGACAAGACGUUUUAAAGCUCAUCGGCACCACAUUAAACAACACAGACUACCUUAGCUUAGUUGGUCAUUCCUGCUUGAUAUUAGGAUCAUUUACAGAUCUUUGUCUUAAAAACAUAACGGUUUGUGAUUCCGAGUUCUCUUUGGCAUUCUGGCUACUAAUAAAGCAUACCGCAACGGACCCUCAAAUAUUUCUUGGCACGUCUACAAAUGAUUUCACAGACCUGAAAGGUGUUUUUGUCUACCAAAAUGAAACGAACGAUACCGAAAGGAAAGUCGUAGUGGAGAUUAUGGUUAGUGGGCUUAGCUGGAAGGAGCCACUCAAAAUUCAGCAAGAGAUUUGGAAUUUUAUCGUGAUAACUUGGAGAGCAGGAGACGGUCGCGAAAACCAAUUAGCCACCUACAUCAACGGAAAGUUAAUUAAUUCAUCUGUGGUUGAAAUGGAAAGUAAUCUUUCGAAAUACAUCAAGCUGAGGGGAAACUUCCCAAGGCAGGUUCUACGUACGGAAUUGUACUUGGAGAGUGGAGGAUUAUAUGAUGAAGUUAUAACAUGGAAUAGAUCACUGCAUGGCUUUGAAGUGAGGAGAGCAUUCCAGUCACAAAUGAAUAAACUCUCAAAAAUACACUGCACAGCCACAAAUACCUCUCUAAACGUGACCUGGAAGGUUAUAAAGCGUAAGUUAUUUCAGAUAAGGAAAUCAACGUACAGGAUUCAAGUCUGGAGAAAUAAAACGCAUGCGCAAGUUUUAAACAAAGUCCUUGACUAUCCAACUGAUCACCAUUUUGUGAAAGAUCUUGCACCAUACACCUCGUAUAAGAUUCGUCUCUGGAGAGAAGACAGUAAAGAUAACAGGUGUCUUGGGGCUCUGCUCUGCCGCACAAAACAAGGAGUACCUUCAGAUAUUCAAAAUCUGACGAUAGCUUCCUUUAACUCGACUUCACUUUUGGCACAAUGGUCUCCGCCUGUUAAAGUUAAUGGUAUAAUCCGAGGUUAUAGUAUUGAGUUAUUUGAAAAGGCAAGUAAGAAACGUCUCAUAGCAGUUAAAGGCGCUGAAAGCUACCUGAUAACUGGUCUCAUAGCUAACACCGAGUACACCGUAGCAGUACAAGGCUUUACGUCCGCAGGGAUUGGUCCGCUGUCACAAACCAAGACGGCCAAAACAAAUAAAGUACCACCUGUUACAGAAAAGCCCAAAAACGUCACCGCCAUUGCUCUGAGCUCGGACAUCAUCAAAGUCACUUGGAUACCUCUUGACCAAAGAGAGGAAGUGCAAUCAUAUGACGUAGAAUACUGGUCAUUAGAUUGCACCAGAAAGAGAGUGGGUAAAACUGCUGAUGUACUGCUGAAAAGUCUUCCUCAAUACACAGCAUUUAAAGUUAAGGUUCGAGGUCGGAACACACAGUAUGCAGGUCCGUGGGAGAUGGCGAGGGAGGUGAAUACAUUAGACUUUGAUGAAUGCACCCAGCAACCAUGCCAUGAGGAAGCGGCGUGUAAAAAUGUACCUGGAUUGUAUGAGUGUAGCUGUGGGAAAGGAUUUACUGGGGAUGGAUUUAACUGGUGCGAAGUCGAUUCGGGUAAUAGUUUUGACGACGACUUCUGCCAGCAGGAGUUGUUCAGAAAUAUAACUUGGUUGCGAACUCCAAAGGGGAAAACCAUUCAGCGAGGUUGUCCGUAUGGAUUCUCAGGGUGGGCCAACCGCUCCUGUUCAUCAAAGGUCAAAGCGUCCUGGCAUGAACCAGAUUUGACAAAUUGUGUCUCCGACAAGUUCAGAAAACUCCAACUUCAAAUUAUUUCUAAGAAUGAGAUUGAUUCCGACACUGCGGUAUCUCUGGCCUACGAACUUUCAAAGCUUACGGACCCUACGCAAAAUAGAUUCACAGUCAGUGGCGACUUGGGCGCCGCUGUCGGAAUGCUAGAACUUCUGGAUCAAAAAACCGCACAAAAUGCAUCAAUGAAUCAGGAAAAAGCUAAUGCUUUUGUGAAGAAUGUAGUUAACGUAGCAAACAAUCUUCUGGAUGAAAGGACAAUGGAUGCCUGGCAAGAUUCACCUCUGAAAUCUCGUUCAGAUGAAGCUACAAAGCUCUUGAUCACUAUGGAAAAUAUAGCUUUGAAGACUGCUUCACUUUCAAACAGCACAAAUACUUCCAGUUUUGACACUUCUAAUAUCGUGUUAAAAUUUCGCUCAGUUAAGGAAGAGGAUUCUAUUGCUGACAGAGUGAUCUUUUCCGCGUUGGAUGAUGGACUUGGAAGCAAAAUAGAGAUGCCAACAUCUGAGUUACAAAGAAAAGGCAACAGUACAUCUUCAGGGGCAGCUCAUCAUAUUGCCUUUAUAUAUAUGAAGAACAUUGCACAAUUGCUGACCACCUCAAGAUUCUCUAGUGCUACUCAAGAGGAGAAUAUUAAGAGACUGAAGAGUGUGACUAAUCCUGGUGUUAUUUCACUUUCCACUCUUCCCAAAUCAUCAGGCAACUUCGCAGAUCCUGUGGUGAUAUUUUUUCACAAUAACCAGAGUGACGUACGCCUCAAACCAUUGUGCGUCUUUUGGAAAAUUUCAAAGGUUGGCGGCUCAUGGUCCACCGAAGGUUGUUAUAUGAAUUUGAAAAACUUGACCGUGACUGUUUGUCAUUGUUAACAUUUGACAAGCUUCAGCGUCCUUAUGCAAUAUACACCGGAUUCGCAUAUGGAGGUGACCAACCAAAUUGCCUUAGGACUUGUUACGUAUAUUGGCAUCAGCAUAUCCCUGAUUUCACUAGUGCUGGCUUUUGUAACGUUUUGCUCGUUUGGGUUUUUGAAAUCGAAUCGUAAUUUUGCUCACAUCAACCUGGUGCUAUCGCUUUUUUUGGCCGAACUGCUGUUUGUUGUUGGUAUGGAAAAGACACAGUACAAGACUGGCUGCUUUGUAAUUGCCAUGUUGCUACAUUAUCUAUUUCUUGUCGCAUUUUGCUGGAUGGCAACAGAGGGAGUGAUUCUUUAUAUCAUGCUAGUUAAAGUUUUCCCAACAUCAAGUUCGGGUCCAAGGAAAAGGAUAUUUUUCCUUUGCUCAUGGGGAAUACCUCUCAUACCUGUGGUUACAGCGUUCCUUAUAGAUAAAGAGGGCUACACUUCAGACAAACACUGCUGGUUGUCUGUUGAAGACGGUUUCGUAUGGAGUUUUGUCGGCCCUGUUCUUCUCAUAUGUGUGCUGAAUCUGGUGUUUUUAGGAAUGACACUCAAGGUUAUGGCAACGCGUUCCCUGAAUCAGCCUGCCCGUAACCCGCCAAAAAUGAGGUACUGGGUAAAAGCCUGCGCAGUAUUGACGUGUCUUUUAGGCACAACAUGGCUACUGGGAUUGUUUUUCCUGGACAAAGCUACAGUCCUCUUUGCUUAUCUGUUCAAUAUUUUCAACACUUUGCAGGGACUUUUCAUCUUUAUUUUUCAUUGCUUAGCUGAUGACAGGAUUCGCUCUGAGUACAAACGGAUACUUUGCUGUCAUGGAAGUCGAAGAGACUACCUCCGUGACAAUAUAAUUGCAAAAUCACAGCAGAAAUAUUCGUCUAGUCAGACGACAAGACUUCAAAGGAAAGCCAUGUUAUCGGAAGAAAAAAGGAUUGAUGUGGGGACACACACUUCUUCUGGGCUUGAGCUAAGGCCAGUCGACCAGAGCUUUAAUAGCAACAUAGAUAUUACAGCCGGUGCAAGGACAAAAGAAAACGAGAGACUGAAGGAAUAUCAGCAUUACCACAUAGCCGUAAGAGACGAAGAACACAACCAAGAAGAUAACGAGGAAGAAAAUUCAGAUGACCACUUCUUUGAUGAUAUAUCUUCGAGUUUAAUAAACAUCUGUAACGGCACCACAACGAAGCCUGUGAAAACAAAGGAAACACGAAGAUCUGUUACUUCUGAUCCUUUUCAGGACAAGCUAUCUCAACUCUCAGACCACGAAUGCGACACAUUCGCUAAUAAUAGCGAAAAAGAAGAAAUCUUAAAUGUAAAAAAAAUGGGACUCAUGACAAACCAACUGGAAAACACGUUUGAAGGUGUACGAGACGAGUUUGGCGACUUAUGAUUGGAUUUUCACACGGCAGAGUCCAGUUAUCAAAUGAGAAAAAUAACUUCAACCUGCCGAGUUUAUCGACACUGUCAAAAGUCAUAUUUCACAACUUCGUCUCGUCCACAAAUAGCAAUGAGUGACAGUAGCGUUCUGAGCGAUGACUUAAGGGCGAGCCUGUCAAUAGUCGAGAAUAGCGAUAGCGACUCUGUUUUCGGAUGAUAAUUUUUCAACAAAAACAUGUCACGGUAAAGGAUUCUUUUCGAACUGACCUCAGAUCUCGAAAAAGGAUUAUUUCUACACUCAGUUUUAACUUAAUACCACGCUGACAUGAUUAAUCCAUAAAUAUAUACUGUGGUUAUUUUACCUAAGUGAAGAAAAGAUGU